This is a messenger RNA of Microcebus murinus (gray mouse lemur), 2668 nucleotides long. The record is from RefSeq and is a predicted model, not a curated record. Lineage: Eukaryota; Metazoa; Chordata; Mammalia; Primates; Cheirogaleidae.
CCCCGAGUCCAAGGUGGACGGCACUUCUCGCACCCGCCGCGACCCCCUUGGGCACCCACUCCCGGGUAAGCAAACGAAGCCCUCCUCCAUACCUCGCUCUCCUCCCCAGCGCCGGGAGGAAUGCCCCCUGCGGAGCGCAGCCGUAGGGGCUGGGGACGCCGGCUUUAGGGCUAUUCGGGCUUUAGGGAGACGCGGGGUGGGGGUGGGCUGUGCAGCUCCUGCGGCCCUCCCUGAGCUUUCCAGGCCCUGUCCCCACUCCCCAGUAGACCCCCUCCCUCCCGGUCGGCCCGUGGAUGAGGUCAUGCCCGAGCCAUCCCGGGGGUGGGGAACUUGGAUCCCGCGACAGAGGGUGUGUGCGUGGUGGGGCGGGAGAGGGUGGCAAAAGGCAGAGAAAUUCGACAGCUUCUACCAAAACGGGAGGCGAGGGGCGGACGCCCUGCUUUGAGAACAGCUCCCCACGGCGGCGGGGGAAGGGGGAGAACCGAGUUUGUUUACUGACCUGAGCUCCAGGCUGGGGGGUGGGGAGGAGAGGAGUCUUGUCCCCGGCCCCGCGGCACAUCUGGAACCGCCCUGAACAUCUGACUGAGCUCGCACGCGAGCCCCACGCCUCCUAACCCCGACCCCGAGGUGCCUCCGUGUCCCUCGCGGUCCUUGGGCGCGCGCAGUCGGGCUCCAGGGGAGUAGCGGGAGAGAUCCGAGUUCCCCCACCCACCCUUCUCACUUCCAAAACAAUUGGUCUCCCGGGUGACCUGGCGCAGCGUCCGCAGCUGAGCAGACGCAUCUCGGAAGACUGGUGGCUGAGGUCAAAGCCGGGUUGCGGGCCGGCCUCGCUCCGCCUCGCAGGCGGCGUGCGCGCAGGACGAGCGGCGGUGGCGGUGCAGGCGGCUGGACUUUGGCGCGGCUCCCCCCGGGCGCGACCCCUGAGCGCGCCCGCCGCGCGACGAUGAGGGCGCGGCCGCAGGUCUGCGAGGCGCUGCUCUUCGCCCUGGCUCUCCAGACCGGCGUGUGCUAUGGCAUCAAGUGGCUGGCUCUGUCCAAGACGCCGGCGGCCCUGGCGCUGAACCAGACGCAGCACUGCAAGCAGCUGGAGGGCCUGGUGUCCGCGCAGGUGCAGCUGUGCCGCAGCAACCUGGAGCUCAUGCACACCAUCGUGCACGCCGCCCGCGAGGUGACCAAGGCCUGCCGCAGGGCCUUCGCCGACAUGCGCUGGAACUGCUCCUCCAUCGAGCUCGCCCCCAACUACCUGCUUGACCUGGAGAGAGGGACCCGGGAGUCGGCCUUCGUGUAUGCGCUGUCGGCAGCCGCCAUCAGCCACGCCAUCGCCCGGGCUUGCACCUCCGGCGACCUGCCCGGCUGCUCCUGCGGCCCCGUCCCAGGUGAGCCACCCGGGCCCGGGAACCGCUGGGGAGGAUGUGCGGACAACCUCAGCUACGGGCUCCUCAUGGGGGCCAAGUUUUCCGAUGCUCCUAUGAAGGUGAAAAAAACAGGAUCCCAAGCCAAUAAACUGAUGCGUCUACACAACAGUGAAGUGGGGAGACAGGCUCUGCGCGCCUCUCUGGAAAUGAAGUGCAAGUGCCAUGGGGUGUCUGGCUCCUGCUCCAUCCGCACCUGCUGGAAGGGGCUGCAGGAGCUGCGGGACGUAGCUGCUGACCUCAAGACCCGCUACCUAUCGGCCACCAAGGUAGUGCACCGACCCAUGGGCACCCGCAAGCACCUGGUGCCCAAGGAUCUGGAUAUCCGGCCUGUAAAGGACUCGGAACUUGUCUACCUGCAGAGUUCGCCUGACUUCUGCAUGAAGAACGAGAAGGUGGGCUCCCACGGGACACAAGACAGGCAGUGCAACAAGACAUCCAACGGCAGCGACAGCUGUGACCUCAUGUGCUGUGGGCGCGGCUACAACCCCUACACAGACCGUGUGGUCGAGCGGUGCCACUGCAAGUACCACUGGUGCUGCUACGUCACCUGCCGCAGGUGUGAGCGCACCGUGGAGCGCUACGUGUGCAAGUGAGGCCCCGCCCUCCGCCCCACGCGGGGCGCAGGCUCUGCCCGAGGACCCUCAGCAGCCAGGGCCGGGGGCCUGGAGACUCGCGUGGAGUUUUGCUUGUGAAUUCCAGAUGCCUGGCGUGGGAGGUGGCCCGUGCUUUGCCUGCACUUGGAAGCCACCAGGAACAGAAGGCCUGGCCACCCUGGAAGGAGGGCCGGGACAUCAGAGGAAACCGACGAGAUUAAAAAUAACCUGGCAGCCCGAGGCCCUGGAGUGCCCGCAGGCUGGUCUGAGAAUCCAGGGGCCUGGGCUUGGUGAGACUGCUGUGGGCUUGACCUUUCAGGGCCAGAGAGCCCAGCCUCGGGGAAGGGGUAUGCCCGCCCCCAUCAGGACGUUCUGCGGGACCCCCAGCCCACCCCAGGGUCUGAACCUGCUGGGCCCGCCACAUGGAACCACUAGCUUGGGUUGUAAAUGUGUUUUUGUUUUUUGUUUUUUCUCUUCCUUUGGGGUGUGGGAGCUACAGAAAUAUUUAUAAAACAUAGCUUUGUCUUUGGGGCGGCUCUCCUCAAUUCCUCUUUAUAUAUUUUAUAUAUAUAAAUAUAUAUAUAAUGAUCUAUAUUUUAAAACAAGCUUUUUAAACAGCCGUAUGAAAUAAAUGCCGAGCGAAGCGCAGCCGCCCCCGCA